AGCGCUGGCCGUCCGUAGCGAGCGCGCAAUGAGUUGGGAUGAAAACUGUUUGCAUACGGAUCGCACCCAAAAGACUGCAUGAGCAGGCUGGGGGCUUGGUGUUCAAGGGCUUGGGAAUUUGUUAGUUGAGAGCUGAGGCUUGUUGUUCCCGUUGGACAUUAUUCUCACUCGUUCAGCUGUCUUUUUUGCCAACCCAUCUGUGUUUGUAACCGAUUUAAGCACCGAAGAAUCCGCGAUAAAAUCACUUUGUGGAGUACAUCGCUGCCCUGCGCACGAUUUUGCGGAAUACACUUAUAGACUCGUCUCGAAACAGCGGUGAAAAGGUGUCAGCGACAGGAGGACAAAAGAGUGACAGAUUGGAGAAAAAGCUAAUGAAAAGGGCUGAGAGGCAGAAGACCGGAAGAGUCUACCAUCUUGGCCUCCAACCGAACGAAGAGACAUUUGCAGGUAUAUAUGGGGCUAGGACAGGCUUCCGCGCACAGCACAGCCAUGGAGGGCGACUGCCUGAGCUGUAUCAAGUACCUCAUGUUUGUCUUCAAUUUCUUCAUCUUCCUCGGUGGCUCCUUCUUGCUGGGGGUGGGCAUCUGGGUGCUGGUGGAUCCUUCCGGCUUCCGGGAGAUUGUGGCGGCCAACCCGCUGCUCUUCACAGGCGUCUACAUUAUCUUGGCGAUGGGCGGCAUGCUGUUUCUCCUGGGCUUCCUGGGAUGCUGCGGGGCCAUCCGUGAGAACAAGUGCCUGCUGCUCUUUUUCUUCCUCCUCAUCCUCAUAAUAUUCCUGGCAGAGUUAGCGGCAGCCAUCUUGGCCUUCAUAUUCCGGGAGCAUCUGACCAGGGAAUACUUCACAAAGGAGCUGAAGAAGCACUACCAGGGCUACAACAACAGUGACGUCUUCACCUCCACUUGGAACGCCAUCAUGACCACCUUUGAGUGCUGUGGGGUAAACAGCCCUGAAGAUUUUCAGGAUAGCCUCUUUGGACUGGUGCCUGAGGCCUGUUGCCUGAGGAACAGUAACCUUGGAGAUGGAAGCUACAUCAACAAGGAUGGUUGCCUCACGGGCAGUAUGACAUACCGAAACAACAAGGGCUGUUACUCGGCAGUGGUGGACUACUUCGAGACGUACAUCUACUUGGCGGGAGCGUUAGCCAUUGUUGUGCUGACUAUCGAACUUUUUGCCAUGGUUUUUGCCAUGUGUUUGUUCAGAGGAAUCCAAUAGAUUCAGCAUGCUGCAUGCGCGGACUUUAUAAAAGGGAAACCGCGGAACGGAAAGAAAACGAACACUUGUACGUUACAAAGAAGAUGUCCUUCUUUGGUUCUUUGCAUACAAUUGGGAGAAUCGGCUACAAUCAGACAACUCGUACUCUCGGCUGGAUCUUCGGGGUACCAGGCAUGUUUUUUAAAAAAGAGAAAAAGAAAUAAAGAAAGGGGGAAAAAACGAAAAAAAGAUAAAAGCAACAGUGACAAAAAUGAGCGGGAGGCUGACUGAUGCUGCUGCAAAUCCCAAGCGAAGGACGACGAGGGCGCAGCAUUGACAUUUGGAUGAAGAAUAUUUAUCGUGAGGGAAGUCAGUCUAGCUAUAUAGAAGUAUGUGUUUUAAGUAUACUGUGGCUGUAGCCCAAGCCCCUCCCCCCUGCACACUCCAUGCACACUCUGCCAGAGCCACACUUGUUUAAUGUUGUUUAUCGUCCCAUUAUGAAUUACUGUGUGUGGCCUGCACCCCCCCCCCCCCCCAUCUCUCUGCACACCGAGGCUUGCAAAUCAUUUUGUUGUGCAUUUUUUAUUGUAUGGCGAUGUUAAUUGCAAUAGUACUUCUGUGUGAUUUUAGCUUAAAUGUAUCUGUAUGCAUUUGUAUUUGAAACUAUGACUGAUAAAAAAAUAUUAAAAAUGAUUCUGUAA
Messenger RNA from Brienomyrus brachyistius, 1892 nucleotides. It is a transcript of the gene tspan18b, whose product is annotated as tetraspanin 18b. The transcript has 10 exons. Gene Ontology annotation, cellular component: membrane. The record is from RefSeq and is a predicted model, not a curated record. The coding region runs from base 454 to 1212 and encodes 252 amino acids. NCBI's taxonomy places the organism in Eukaryota, Metazoa, Chordata, Actinopteri, Osteoglossiformes, Mormyridae.